Babjeviella inositovora NRRL Y-12698 is the source of this 2145-nucleotide messenger RNA. RefSeq lists its product as uncharacterized. Lineage: Eukaryota; Fungi; Ascomycota; Pichiomycetes; Serinales. Gene Ontology annotation, molecular function: long-chain fatty acid-CoA ligase activity. The transcript has a single exon. Gene Ontology annotation, cellular component: endoplasmic reticulum; membrane. The coding region runs from base 1 to 2145 and encodes 714 amino acids. The record is from RefSeq and is a predicted model, not a curated record. Gene Ontology annotation, biological process: long-chain fatty acid metabolic process.
AUGACCCCAGAAACCGGAUCCUUGUUCCAGGAAGACAAAAGCUACCUCAAGAAAGUUGUCACAGAGGGCUUUCCUAUCAGCUUCGAAAAGUACAACUAUUCCAUCACGUUGCCAGACUCUGCCAGACCGGGCCACUCUGAAGUGUACCGUCAUCCAUUAUGCAAGGACAAGUUGUUCAGCAAGAUGCAUCCAAACUUGGACACUGUAUAUGCCUUGUUUGAGAACUCGCUCGCUCUUUGGCCGGAAAAUGACUUCAUAGGUCGCCGCUUGUUUAACAACACCAAUCCUGACACCUUCGACACCUUCUACACCUGGGAAUCGUACACCAAGGUGGCCGAGCGUCGGACGAACGUCGGAGCUGGUAUUUUCCACGCUCUUCGUACCAACCGCUUCAUUACUGGGGCUCACAACAUGGAGAAUUUCAUUGUCUCCUUGUUCAGCGGAAACACCCCUGAGUGGGUGAUCACCGACUUGGCUUGCGCUGCGUACUCGAUUGGGAACACUGCCUUGUACGACACUUUGGGCCCUGGGACCUCAGAACACAUCUUGGGAUUGACCGAGUCUCCCAUUGUGGUCUGCUCCAAUGAUAAGUUGGAAGGCUUAUUGGGGAUCAAGAAGAACUUACCGUUUUUGAUUCAGGUGGUGGCGCAACAACCGUUGGCCGCUUCUGAGAAGGUAUACGUCACUAAGUUCGCUGAGGCGGGGGUCCAGUUACACACCUUUGAAGAGAUCGAGGCCUUGGGCGCCUCAAACCCAAUGGCCCACAGAAAACCGCACCCGGAAACAUUGUACACCAUCUCUUUCACUUCCGGUACGACCGGUAAUCCCAAGGGUGUUGUAUUGAAGCACAGACAUGCUGUGUCGUCCAUUACCUGGGCCAUGUCUACGUUUCCGCUUCCGAAGGGGAAGGCAAGGGAAUAUAUAUUCUUGCCAGUGUCACACAUCUUUGAGAGGGGCGUGUGGGGGACUUACUUUUCCACCGGGACUGCAUGUGCAUUCCCCCAAUCCAGCUCUCCCACGUCUUUGGUGGAUGAUUUAUUGGUAAUGAGGCCAACUUCUUUGAUUUCAGUGCCAAGAGUUUUCACACGGUUUGAAGCUUUGUUGAAAGACAAGACGAUCAAUUCCGCUCCUGGGGUAUCCCAGAAGUUGAGCAGUUACAUCAUUGACAAGAGGGCACAGUGGAUCAAGAAGGGAUGCACUGGCCACUCACACUGGCUCUUCGACAGACUCUUGACCAAUAAGUUGCGCGAUUCCCUUGGCUUAACCAACGCCAGGUAUUUCAUCACAGGCUCUGCUCCCAUUAGCCCCCAGACCAUCAACUUCUUUAAGGCUGCCUUAAACGUGGGGUUUGCCCAGGGUUACGGUAUGACCGAGUCCUUCUCUGGGUUUUGCCUCUCAGACCCUUUCGAAAUUGACUCUGGGUCUUGCGGCCCAAUUGGGAUCACUACCGAGGCAAGAUUGAGGGAUGUCCCGGAGAUGGGAUACACCUCCCAAGACAAGGGGGGACCUAGGGGCGAAGUACUCCUUAGAGGGCCACAGAUGUUUGAAGAGUACUAUAAAAACCCCGAAGAAACGGCCAAGGCAUUUGACGAAGACGGCUGGUACAGGUCUGGGGAUGUGGGCCGUAUUGACGAAAAAGGACAUCUCUUCAUCAUUGAUAGGGUAAAGAAUUUCUUCAAGUUAGCCCAGGGAGAGUAUGUGACCCCCGAAAGAAUCGAGAACCAGUACUUAUCGUCUUGUCCGUACAUCAGUCAGCUCUACGUGCACGGUGACUCCUUGCAAACGUACUUGGUGGCUAUUGUAGGGAUUGAUCCGUUGGCAAUGGCCAAGUUCCUUGAAAGUGAGUUUGGUAUCUCCGCUGGAAACCCAUCUUCCCCCGAUCCAGAGGAGAUAUUGAGAUUGCUUAGCGAGGUCAGGGUAAAGAGGAAGUUAUUGGUCACGAUGAACGAAGCUGUUUCGAGUUUGAAAUUGCAAGGGUUUGAAAAGAUUCAUAACAUUUAUUGCGAUGUCGAACCUUUAACGGUCUCCAGAGAUGUGGUCACACCAACCUUCAAGAUUAAAAGACCAAUCGCCAGGAAGUUUUUUGCCCAGACCUUUGAGGACUUGUACAGCGAGGGGUCCUUGAUCAAAGAUGCCAAGUUGUAG